AUGCAUGAAAAUAGCACAUUACACGACCCGGAAGAGGACACAAACUGUACGCCCGGAGGAGAGAACGGGAAUUACAUAAUGUUCGCGAGGGCUACGUCUGGGGACAAGAGGAACAACAAUAAGUUCAGCCCCUGUAGUCUUAAGAGUAUUAACGCCGUACUCAAUACCAAAGCCAAGAGCGUGAAGGGAUGCUUUCAAGAACCGCAAGACUCCAUCUGUGGCAACGAAGUGGUCGAGACGGGCGAGGAGUGUGACUGCGGUUGGGAAGAGGACUGCAAAGAGCCCUGUUGUUACCCCAUGAGAACCAACCCACCCCACGAUGAGGUUCCCUGCAGGUGCGAACCAUUAUUAUCGCCAUUAAUGUCUUACCCGUACCAUUAG
Oppiella nova is the source of this 381-nucleotide messenger RNA. NCBI's taxonomy places the organism in Eukaryota, Metazoa, Arthropoda, Arachnida, Sarcoptiformes, Oppiidae. The record is from the annotation of a GenBank genome assembly.